This is a messenger RNA of Monosiga brevicollis MX1, 5981 nucleotides long. RefSeq lists its product as uncharacterized. The coding region runs from base 1 to 5868 and encodes 1955 amino acids. Gene Ontology annotation, molecular function: structural constituent of nuclear pore. The transcript has 15 exons. The record is from RefSeq and is a predicted model, not a curated record. Lineage: Eukaryota; Choanoflagellata; Craspedida; Salpingoecidae. Gene Ontology annotation, biological process: nuclear pore organization. Gene Ontology annotation, cellular component: nuclear pore inner ring; nuclear pore.
AUGUGGGCCUUUGCCCGUCAGCUGCUGGCGGACAUUGAGGCGGCAGCCUAUUCAACCGACGAGCGCCAAUUGCACCGGCUCAAGGCCGCCUUUGAGGAUGCCGUGCCGGAAUUCUACUAUCUUCAGUCCCCCAAGGACAAGGACCGCGAUGGUGGUGCCAGUGAGACCCUGGUCUUCCACACCCUGCCCAACAGUAGCGAUCAGCAAGCCGUAGACCAGGCACGCACCAAACCCCUGGCCAUCUUCAAGGCCCGGGUGGAGGGCGCCGCCACAACCACCAUCCUCACCGACCAGCAGGUGGCCAAUGCCCACACCCUGAGUGGAAUCCUCGGUAUCAGCCAAGUCACUGCGGCCGCUUUGCUUGUCGAGGCCGAAGACAUUACCAACCAUCCCCUCGUCUUUCGCGAAGCCUCCCUGCUCACCCGGGGUGCCUUUCUCUUCUACGAAGCUGAACGCAUGCUCUUCAGCAUCCUCUGCAUCCUCCUCGAGGCUGUGACCAAGCAGUCCUUCAGCCCCAACUUUAACACUUUGGCCCUUGAGCUCCUCGAAAGCCUUCAGGAACUCCCAGCCAUCGUUCUCACAGCAGUCCUGGCCCUUCACCGUAGUGACUUUGAGGCCCGUGCCGAUGCAGCUCAACUCCUGGCCCACGACCGCAGUGCCGCUCGCCUUCUUCAGGAAGUCAAGGAUUGCUGGCUUGAAGCCUGCGACGCCCUUUUGCUUUUUGUCACCGCGGCUCGAGUCGUCGCCCAACGUCAACCAAGUGACUCCAACGUAGACACCAUCACCACUCAGGAAUGCCUCAUCCUCCUCAAAACCCUCCAGCAAACCCUCGGUGAUGGCCCCGCAGGGUCCGCGCUCGCACCAACCAACACGCACGCCAGCCAUACUACGGCCGCCCUGGACGGAACCCGCGUUUUCGUAGCCCCAACAGCUGUCAUCUGUCUCCUGCACGUCUUCCUUCGCCGCCGUCUCCACGCCGUUGCCGCUCUCCGCACCGGUGACCGGACCAGCGACUACAACGACCCGUUGGCCAAUGACCUUGACUUUGCCCGCGCCCUGGACGACACCACUGCCUGGAACAACAACCCCACCUGGCGCCUCCUCAUGCAGCUGGCAUUUGGUCUCUGCCGGACUGCCCUCGACAAGCCGGAGGACGUCUGGGAGGGCGUUCAGCAACAGGCCACCACCCUUAUCGACCACCGUAGUGAUGAAUCCGUCUUUGAGUGCCUGCACCAGCUGGCCAACGCACCCCAGUGUGGGGCCGAGGACAAGUCGAGCGCCAUUAGUAUCGACACCCUCCUUGCCUUUUGCGACUGGCUCAUUGAAGAUGGUGGCCUUCUUCGCAUGCUCAUGUACAAUUACACCGAGGCCGUGGCUAGCGGAUCAGACGUCACCCACGACGACUUUGUUUGGCUCCUCAAGACCAUUGCCACCGUGGCCCAGCGCGCUGAUGCAGACAUGAUGGCGGAACGAGUCUCCGUGUGGGAUGGCUUCUUGCGCAUGGUUGGCGACCAACUCGAUGCCACCACCUACAUCGUCUAUCUUGAGGUCCUGGCCGCCUUUGCCAAGCCUGGCCCCGCGAGCCAGUACGUCUUCACCCUCCUCAUGGACAAUGGUCGUGAAGGCUUCCGCCAAGCCCCCGUCUCGUGGCGCUCCCUCUUUGCCGCCAUCGCCUCAGCCACCAGCAUGUCACACGAAUCUGGUCAAGCUGUUGACAUUCUCACGCAACAAAUGCUCGAGGCCUUUUUGCACCUCCUCGCCACUGUCUGCGAGGAUCCAGAAUGCGCCCGCGGCAUUGUUAGCCGAGACGACUGGCACGCCAUCGACACCCUCUUCACUUUCUUCUGCUCCCACUUGGAGACCACGCUCAAGGGCAAAUUGCUGGCUGCUUUGGCCGCCAUCUGCGCCGCUCAUCCCCCGGCGGCCCGCGUCGUUUGGCACCUCAUCUGUGCGAGCCACGUUUUGGUGGGUGACUCCACAAACAUGGGCAAUAUCCAAAUUCGGGACCUCGGUGUCGUGCAUGACCUUCGAAAGCGCGAAGCAGAAGCCAAGACUUACCCCGAGACCUUCAACUUUGUGCGCCUCCUCAAAGCCGUCCUCCCCCACGUGGUUGAUGAACCUCAGAGUCGCCACAGCCUCCGCGUCGCCAUCAACUACCUCAUUUCCGAGGUCUUCUUGGCAGCCCUUCGUAGCCUACAAUUCAUCAGCGAAACGGAGCGCUGGGAACUUUUGGCCGAUGCUCUCACCACUCUGCGCGAGCUCCUGUCGCGCUAUCAGCCCACUGAGGGCGACUUUGGCGGUGCGAUUCCGGCAGGAGCCACCCCUGCGGAAGCCUUCACGAACGUAGCCGGUUCUGGAUUGGACAUGACUGCGGACGAUGAAGGGGAAGUACAACGUUUUGACGACCACCGCCACGUCCAAGGCCCGCGUUACGUCGGCUUUCUGGUUCUGGCCAGCCUUUUGCAAGACCCCACCGGCAACGUGCUCGUUGGUCUGGGCAACAUUUUGGCGCGCUCGGCCCCACAUGAAUGGGUGGACAAGCCAGUACAGCUCCAGGAGGCCGUCAUCAACUGUGUUACCCUCACGGUUCAGAUUCUCGAGGUGGCUGCAGGCUUCAGCGCUGCCCUCAAUGACAUGCACGUCAAGACGCACCAACGCGUAGACUCCUUCCUUAUGAACCAAUCACGAGGCGACGACGUGCUCUCGCCCCUCGUUGUUCAUCUCAUCAUGCUUCUCGAUGCCGAGCACUCGGCCGAACUGGCACUCGAUGCCAUCAAGUUGGUGUAUCGAAUUGCCGGCACAUCGCACAACAAUGUAUCUCUGCGCUCAAUCUUCAACGCUGCCCCUGCGCUGGAACGCCAGAAAAUGCUCUUCGCCUUCCAGUAUCGCCUCAUGGCCAUCGGCCCCGAGCUAGUGUCGGACCAACAAGACGUCUAUGUGGACGUGCUUGACGAGGAACACUACUCGUGCGAUAAUGCUGUGGCCUCCAGCGUGGUACAGCUCCUUCGCUACAGCCUCAGCGAAGACGGGCUUUGGGAGAUCACGCCCCUCCUGCUUAUGAUUGGUGUCGCCGCUCGCAUCACCAAGCCUCGGGACGUGAUGCAGGUGCAGCUGCUGCCCAGCCAAGCUGCCGACGCACAGUCCUGUCUGCACGUUCUCAUUGACCUCAUCACCAACAAGAGCGCCGCCAACCGCCUCCCCCUGUACCAGCUUCACCCGCUUUUCGCAGAGAAUUGCUUUGCUUUGCUCUACGCUCUGCAGUCCCAUCCGGUGGUCGGCCCAAUGGUUGUCCGCUUUACGCGCGAGUCGUCCCUGGCCCGAGAUCUGCUCGAACAGCUCAAGGGUUUACUCGAACUGAGUACCUUUAGUACGGAGCUGGACCGCCGCAGCGCGGCUUGGACCAGCACCAUGGGGUGGAUCCUCAAAUCCAUCGCCCUCGAACUCUACGUGGCUGCGAAGGAGCCCUCCGAGGAGCAGCGCUGGUUGUAUAAGGAGCUGUUUGGCCUUCCGCAGCAGUCGGCCGUUUUCUCCGACACAUUUGUGGGUGAUGCUGCCGCCCAGCCCGUGAGCCUGAUGCGCCGCGUGCUCAACGCCAUUGACUUUCGUCUCGAGACAGUGGGCCAGCUGAAUCUCUCGCAUCUGCCCCUUGGCAUUGCCAAUCAAGCUUUUCAGGCCUGUACCAAGACCCAAGUGACUUUGGGCGACGAGCCCAUUCCAUACUGCUUUGUGCGUGAGAUGCAUGAGCAGCUGCUGGGAAUGUUGGAGCGCGGGGGCUAUGACCUGGGCCUGCGCGAGGCCUAUGUGGAUGACAUCACGGCCGCAGUCAACGUGGCGCUCCAGACCAAUCUCAUUGCCGAGCGACGUGGCGCGCGGCUCCAUCUGCUCAAGGGCUGGGAACGCGUGCUCACCAUCAUGUUCAGCAAAACCGCCCCGCUGGUGACGGGAGACGACCAAAUCGCCGAGCUUGGCGAACAACUCAUGUACUUGCUCACCCACCUGCCAGUUGACCUGCAGAUGACGCAGCAGUUGGACCCGGCGCUCAUGUCUGUUCUGUCCAACAAUAUUGUGACCCUGACAGCCAACCUGCAGGGGAGCCUCCAGCGUAUGAGUGGCAUUGAGGAAGCACAGAGCAGUGCUCUGAGUGUUGUUCGUAACCUGCAAGAACCCCUCCUGGCCAGCCUUGUUCAGGGUGUCCUGACCGCAGGAUGUGGCCCACGGAUGCGCCAGAACCAUUACUGUAGCCUUCACUUUUACAUUACGAUUGCACGCACGGCUGAAUCAUCUCUGCCUUCGGACUGGAUUGCGGGACCCAGUGAACGCUUCAUGGACAUGGUCUGCCGCGAUGCUUGCGAUGGAACUGGCGUGACCUGUAUCCUGGCCCUUCUCGCCCUUUCAGAGCUGGUGGCUUUGGACGAUAAGGGCAACUGGCUGGCAUUCAUGGCUCGGCGCGGCUUUUUGGACCAGUACGUUCAUGAAGCACAGGCUGCUGAAGAACAGCUUCAAGCGCUCGCGUUCCAGUCUAGCUCCAACUUUAACCCGUUUUAUAAGCAUCAGGCGCGUUAUGCCCUUUUUCUCAAUUGCGCCCGCUCCUCAAGCGGUGCCAAGGCCUUGCUCGAGUCACCUCUGCUCUUGCAGCUUGAGCAUAGCAAGCUCUUGCGUGCCCACAACGUGUCCGAUGAUGGGUCCGUCGGCAGCAGUGGCGCGAGCUGGAGCAAUGUCGAUCCUCGCAGCAUUGUAUUGCCCAUGCUUCGCGUCCUCGAUCAAAUGACCAUGCAUGCGGCUGGCACGGACAUUCACCUGGGCAUGGCUCGCGUCUUCCGAGCCAACUUUACCGCCUACUUUAGGCCGGUCCUGAAGGGUUGGAGUGCCCUCAAGACGCCGAAUGCGCUGGACGAGCUCAUGUUGGUUACCUCCUUGGUGCGCAAACUGAUUGCACGCGCUGCCAAGCUCGAUCCGGAGUGCUUCGAUCAGGAAGAGGUGCAGCGCUUGAUCAUUCCACUUUUGGCCUAUCUCAUGCGUGCCGACUGGAAAGCAGCCAUUCAUUACAACUCCAGAGAAGCGUUUGAGCAGAACGAGAUUAUGGUGCUGGUCCAGAAUACUUUGUUCAACAUUCUCUGCUUCCUGCGCCAGUCACUUGAUCGUGACGUAGAAGUGGGCAAGCGUGUCCACGUGGCCUUGGCAGCCCGGGUCUUUAUCAAACCCUCCUUUGUGGAAGACGUGGCUGACGAAAUCACGUGUGGAUCGGCUUUGAGCCUGCUCAAGCAGCUUUUGGCCACCCAGCAGGAUGCGAAGAAGGAGCAGCUCAAUGCUCGCUCCAGCGAAGGCUCCAUCUCCAUGCUGGGUCCAGACCGGUUACGCCGGAUUGGUGUGGCUGAGGACGAUGCCAAAAACGAGCAAGUGGUGGCCCGAGCCCUUGAGUUGAUGGCGGACACCAGCGAGCAGAUUGUCCGCAUCACCCAGUCCUCGACCGAAUGCCUUCUAUACAUGCUAUGGCGUCACCUCGACUUUUAUCUGAACAGUCAGCGUGCCCAUCAAACUUCCACGUUCCAACCUCAGCGAAAAAUUCGAACGCUGGAAGCUGGGAUUGUGGGGGCACCUCUUCAUCACAAUUCUGAUAUGAGCGAUAUGCGUGAGGACCCUUCGCUCUCAGCACCGCAUGCUUUGACCACCGAAGAACUCAAAGUCUUCCAGGACGAGGUACAGAAGGUGUCGGCUUUGCGGUCCAAUGCCGAUAGCUUGCUGUCCAAGCUCGUUGCACGAGAAAAGGAAUUAUUGGUCGAACAAAAGUUUCAGCAUGGCGUUGCUUUGACCCUGAUCAAGCCCAUUGAGCGACGCAUUCGCUCUCUGGUGGAUGGUUUGAAUGCCUAAGAGUCGACCGCAUGGCAGAUACAAUGAAGACUCUCUUCUGAUGGUCAGGCGAUGGAGUAGUUGUUGUGGCACCCUGAUUGGAAGCACGAUGUGAAUUGACAUAAGGAUGAUGA